CAUUUUUCGAGUAAACGCGUAACGCGAGUUCCUGUAGUGGAAAGUGAUCAUCUCCCGUUCGAGAUAGAGGAAGUAAGAGAAGCAGUCAGUCAGUUCUAGAAAAGUUCUUUUGCAGUUAAGUGUUCUGUUUUCACGACAAAUUAGUUAAUCACACAAAGAUGGCCAAAGCACCAGCAGUCGGUAUCGAUCUUGGAACCACCUACAGUUGCGUGGGAGUUUUCCAGCACGGCAAGGUAGAAAUCAUCGCCAACGAUCAGGGUAACCGAACGACGCCGUCCUAUGUGGCGUUCACCGAUACCGAGCGUCUGAUCGGCGAUGCCGCCAAGAACCAGGUCGCCAUGAAUCCCACAAACACCAUCUUUGACGCUAAGCGAUUGAUCGGUCGUAAGUUCGACGAUGCCACCGUACAGGCCGAUAUGAAGCAUUGGCCGUUCGAGGUCGUGUCGAUCGAGGGCAAACCAAAGAUUCAGGUCGAGUACAAGGGAGAGACAAAGAACUUCUUCCCGGAGGAGAUCAGCUCAAUGGUUCUGACCAAAAUGAAGGAGACUGCCGAAGCUUAUCUGGGCAAGACGGUAACCAAUGCCGUCAUCACCGUUCCUGCUUACUUCAACGAUUCUCAGCGUCAGGCGACCAAAGAUGCCGGAACGAUCGCCGGUUUGAAUGUGUUGCGUAUCAUCAACGAACCGACAGCUGCCGCUAUCGCCUAUGGUCUGGAUAAGAAGACUGCCGGUGAACGCAACGUACUUAUCUUCGAUCUUGGAGGCGGUACCUUCGAUGUUUCGAUUCUGUCGAUCGACGAUGGUAUUUUCGAGGUCAAGUCCACCGCUGGUGACACCCAUCUUGGUGGAGAGGACUUCGACAACCGGCUGGUGAAUCAUUUCGCCCAGGAAUUCAAGCGUAAGCACAAGAAAGAUCUGUCGACAAACAAGCGUGCCCUGCGUCGUCUCCGUACGGCAUGCGAACGCGCGAAGCGUACUUUGUCGUCGUCGACUCAGGCUAGCAUUGAGAUCGACUCGCUGUUCGAGGGCACAGACUUCUAUACCUCAAUCACCCGUGCCCGUUUCGAGGAGUUGAACUCCGAUCUGUUCCGCUCAACCAUGGAACCGGUCGAAAAGGCCAUCCGUGAUGCUAAAAUGGACAAAGCUAGCAUUCACGAUAUCGUCUUGGUAGGUGGCUCAACCCGUAUUCCAAAGGUGCAGAAGCUGUUGCAGGACUUCUUCAACGGUAAGGAGCUUAACAAAUCGAUCAACCCUGAUGAGGCUGUUGCUUAUGGUGCUGCUGUUCAGGCCGCCAUCCUGCACGGAGACAAGUCCGAGGAGGUGCAGGAUUUGCUACUGCUUGACGUCACUCCUUUGUCGCUCGGUAUCGAGACCGCUGGAGGAGUAAUGAGCGUUCUUAUCAAGCGUAACACCACCAUCCCAACGAAGCAGACUCAGACUUUCACCACAUACUCGGACAACCAACCUGGUGUGUUGAUCCAGGUGUUCGAAGGUGAGCGCGCCAUGACCAAGGACAAUAAUCUGCUCGGAAAAUUCGAACUGUCUGGAAUUCCACCAGCGCCCCGUGGUGUGCCACAGAUCGAAGUCACUUUCGAUAUUGAUGCCAACGGUAUCCUGAACGUAACUGCCUUGGAGAAGUCGACCAACAAGGAAAACAAGAUUACUAUUACCAACGACAAGGGUCGUCUCAGCAAGGAGGACAUCGAACGUAUGGUAAAUGAAGCCGAAAAGUACCGUUCGGAAGACGAAAAGCAAAAGGAAACCAUUUCCGCUAAGAAUGCUUUGGAGUCGUACUGCUUCAACAUGAAGGCUACCAUGGAAGACGACAAAUUGAAGGAUAAGAUCAGCGACAGUGACAAGACUCUGAUUAUGGACAAGUGUAACGACACCAUCAAGUGGCUGGACGCCAAUCAGUUGGCCGAGAAGGAAGAAUACGAACACCGUCAGAAGGAGCUGGAAUCCGUCUGCAGUCCCAUCAUCACCAAGUUGUACCAGAGCGCUGGCGGUGCCCCAGGAGGCAUGCCUGGAUUCCCAGGUGGUGCCCCGGGAGCUGGAGCUGGUGGCGCUGCACCUGGUGCCGGGACCGGUUCUGGGCCUACCAUCGAGGAGGUCGAUUAAAUGCAGCAAUUAGAAAAUACAUUUUUAACUCAACAAUAGCUGAAAUUUCAGCAGUAUUUUUGCUAGAAAAGGUAAACAAUUUUUACAAACGUAAUUUGUCACGUCAUUCCGCUUUUGAAUCGAAUGCGAACGGUUGCAUUUUAAAAGCAUCGAGUUCAGUUUUGAUUUUGUAAGUUUAAUGCUACCAUUUUUCAAUUGCCAGAGAGAAUAAAAAACAGUCCACAAUAGAAAAAAAUAAACUGUUCAAAAUGAGUUAAG
Sabethes cyaneus is the source of this 2375-nucleotide messenger RNA. RefSeq names its product heat shock 70 kDa protein cognate 4. Gene Ontology annotation, biological process: vesicle-mediated transport; cellular response to unfolded protein; protein refolding. The record is from RefSeq and is a predicted model, not a curated record. Lineage: Eukaryota; Metazoa; Arthropoda; Insecta; Diptera; Culicidae. The transcript has 2 exons. Bases 159 to 2117 code for a protein of 652 amino acids. Gene Ontology annotation, molecular function: ATP binding; ATP-dependent protein folding chaperone; ATP hydrolysis activity. Gene Ontology annotation, cellular component: nucleus; cytoplasm; plasma membrane.